AGGAAGUAUAUAACUUGUAAGAAGAAAGAUUCUCCUUGAUUAACAAAACUAAAAUGAAAAUUCAUUCCAUCUUAACCUUAUUAUGGCUGCCCAAUAUAAAUUAAAGCUAGCUAACCACCUUAUCAUUGUGUGUAUAUAUACAAGCGGCUUAUUUCCACAACUACAAGUCACUCUCCAACUCUACUCCACACAACUCCUCCCACUCAUACACCUAAAAAAAAAUGAACAUACCAAGAAAAACUAAGUUUAUACUAAUAGUACCAAUCUCAAUUCUCACCAUUUUUAUGCUUGUACUUAAACCCUCCUUUAAAACCUCUCAUAAACCUCACAUUCAUCAUCUUCACGUCCAAAACCACCUCCAACUCGCGCAAUCUCAUUGCGAUGGCACCCUUUACCCCGACCUUUGUAUCUCUACUGUAUCCACCAUCCCCCAUCUUCAUAAGAAGUCGUUAACGGAGAUCCUCCGUUACACUAUAAGUGUCACUGAGGUGAUAGUCCGCACCUCCACCGCCAAUGUCUCAGGCCUUGAGUCUGGCAACCGACACAGUUUAAGUCGGUUGCAGCACAUUGCGGUGAAGGACUGUCUCGAGCUCCUGAGUGAAACCUCAGACCAGCUCGAGACAGUCCUUAGUGAAACGGCAGACCAGUGUGGCCCCACUCAAAAUUUGAGUAGUAUUCUCUCAUUUUUGAGCGCGGCCAUGACCAACCAGUUCACCUGCUUGGACGGGUUUGCCGUAGGGUCCAACAGGACCGUACGACAGUUCAUCCAAGCAGGCCUUUAUAACAUCUCCCACCAUGUCAGUAACUCCCUUGUCAUGAUGAAGAAGAUCCAUGGACCCCGCCAUUGCAAGCAUAAGACAAUGCCAUUGCCCUACGAUGACCUCGACGAUGUGAACUGGCUUGACAAGGCCGGGUUCCCGGGCUGGAUGAAAAGGAAGGAUCGCCGGCUAUUGCAAACAGCAGCUCCACCCGGGAGCGGCAACACAACCACCCGGGUGGAUUUGGUGGUGGCAAAAGAUGGUUCUGGUAAUUUCACAACCAUCAAAGACGCGGUGGCGGCCGCCCCGAAAAAGAGUACAACAAGGUUCGUGAUAUACAUAAAGGCUGGAGCUUAUUAUGAGAAUGUGGAGGUUGAUAAGAAGAAGACAAAUAUAAUGUUCCUUGGAGAUGGAAUUGGAAAGACUCUUAUUAAGGCAAAAAGGAACGUUGUUGAUGGUUACACAACUUUUAGGUCUGCUACUCUCGCUGUAGUUGGAGAAGGCUUCAUAGCCAAAGGUAUAACGGUAGAAAACUACGCAGGGCCAGAGAAACACCAAGCAGUAGCUCUACGAAGCGGAUCAGAUCUCUCAGCAUUUUACCAAUGCAGCUUUGUAGGUUACCAAGACACGCUAUACGUCCACUCGCUAAGACAAUUUUACAGGGAGUGUGACAUAUAUGGCACGGUAGACUUUAUAUUUGGUAACGCGGCUGUUGUACUCCAAAGUUGCAACUUAUAUGCUCGAGAGCCACUUCCAAAACAAAAGAACAUCUACACGGCACAAGGCCGAGAAGACCCUAACCAAAACACCGGCAUUUCCAUCUUAAACUGCAAAGUUGCGGCAGCAGCUGAUUUGGCAGCUAACAAGUCAGCCUACAGAACAUUCCUAGGACGACCGUGGAAGGAAUACUCUAGGACGGUCUUUAUGCUCUCGAAUAUUGAGGAUGUCGUCGAUCCUGCUGGUUGGUUGGAAUGGUCGGGUGAUUUUGCGUUAAGCACACUCUAUUACGGCGAGUACAAAAAUAGAGGAUCAGGGGCGGAUAUAAGUUCAAGGGUUACUUGGCCGGGUUACAGAGGAGAGAUCAGCACCAAUGAUGCAAGCAACUUUACCGUUGGAAAUUUUAUUGAAGGUGGUGAUUGGCUUCCAUCUUAUGGAAUUCCAUACUAUUCCGGUUUGACUAGUAAUUGAUAGCCAAAGUUGGUACAUUGCCAAACUAAGGUAUUAUUGUUUGAGCCAUUUGAGCUUAAUUACAAUUGCUAUAGGUGGUAUUAAAGUAUAAUUAGCUAGAUGAUCAAUUGUUUAAUUCGAGUUCUAAGCUUAGUUCCUUGUAGCAAACCAUUGACACGUACUACCAAAUUAUAGCUACACAAGGGAAUAAUGUUGUACUAUAUACAUCGAUUAAGCUACUCAAAUAAUAUAUGUUGUGCAUACUUGAUCCGUUGUUC
Molecule: messenger RNA, 2203 nt
Organism: Chenopodium quinoa (quinoa)
Lineage: Eukaryota; Viridiplantae; Streptophyta; Magnoliopsida; Caryophyllales; Amaranthaceae
Product: pectinesterase-like
Exons: 2
Coding region: 222-1946 (574 amino acids)
Biological process (GO): cell wall modification
Molecular function (GO): pectinesterase inhibitor activity; pectinesterase activity
Source: RefSeq, a predicted model, not a curated record